UGUGGGAUUUUAGCUACCGUCCAUCUUCAGCUACAUUACAGUGAGCGAGCUUGUCGAAAAGAAAACAUAAUUUGGAAGUAACGAAGACUUUCUGAAAUUAGUUUUGGCUGUAUCUGAAAAAAGACAAACGAAAGUCCAUACCCUAGCCAACUUUGUGACAGACGGAAUGUGGACAUUGUCGUAGUCAGAGCCAUGGCUGACAAGAGAAAACUCCAAGGUGAGAUCGAUAGAUGUUUGAAAAAAGUAGCAGAAGGUGUUGAACAGUUUGAAGACAUCUGGCAAAAGCUCCACAAUGCAGCCAACGCAAAUCAAAAAGAAAAAUACGAGGCAGAUCUCAAGAAAGAGAUUAAAAAGCUACAGCGAUUGAGAGAUCAGAUAAAAACAUGGGUGGCCUCAAACGAAAUCAAAGACAAAAGGCAGCUAGUCGAGAACCGCAAACUUAUAGAGACGCAAAUGGAGCGGUUUAAGGUGGUGGAGCGUGAAACAAAAACAAAAGCCUACUCUAAAGAAGGCUUGGGGCUCGCUCAGAAAGUUGAUCCAGCUCAGAGGGAAAAGGAGGAAACGGGACAGUGGCUAACGACUACAAUAGACACUCUAAAUAUGCAGGUGGAUCAAUUUGAGAGUGAGGUGGAAUCUCUUUCAGUUCAGACCAGAAAAAAGAAGGGUGAUAAAGAGAAGCAAGAUCGUAUUGAUGAGCUCAAGCGGUUAAUUGAGAGGCAUAGAUUCCACAUUCGCAUGUUGGAGACCAUUUUACGAAUGCUGGACAAUGACUCUGUGCCAGUGGAUGCAAUCCAGAAGAUCAAGGAUGACGUUGAAUACUACAUUGAUUCCUCCCAAGACCCAGACUUUGAGGAGAAUGAAUUCAUCUAUGAUGACUUAGACCUGGAAGACAUGCCGGCAGCAUUAGUCGCAACUUCUCCGUCGGGCCAGGGCAACGUGGAAGAUGAGAUGUAUCUCCACUCCAGCUCCACUCCCACUUCCACCACCUCCUCUUCACCCAUUCCUCCAUCCCCAGCUACUUGCACUGCUGAGAACUCAGAGGACGAUAAGAAAAGGGGACGGUCGACAGACAGUGAAGUUAGUCAGUCACCUGUGAAGAACGGGACCCCAUCUUUGCUACCUUCCUUCUCAUCCUCCACCACCUCUGGUUCCUCUUCAUCCUCCUCCCUUGUGUCCAUGGCGACUGUUGUUGGAGGCAUUCCCACAGUCCCCACGAGCAGCAAUCUAAUAGGAAGCUUCAGCAGUGCGGUGCAGCAACAUCAGCAUCAACCUGCACAGCAGCAGCAACAAACUCAGCCACCAAACCAAACACAGCAGCCACCCCAGACAAAACCCUCUGUCCCCUCAAACAAUACCCCCAGCCCACCCAGCAACCCCCUAAUCCCAGCCUCCACUUCCCCCUCUCUCCCUACACCCAGCACACCCAGUUCAUCAGCUCCCAACUCUCAGUCUCAGCCCACAUCUGGGCCCACCUCAGUAUCCAGUUUGGGACUUGGGCUGGGGCUAGGAUUGAGCAAAGCUGGCAUGACUGGGACCAGCAAUGCUAACCAAAUAUCUGGUUUGAGCCUAGGUGUCCACCCCACUCUAAACACAAUGACAGGGCUCCUUUCGGGCUCCACACCUGCCCCUUAUGCACAGGCAGCAGCUGCAGGAGGCUUGGGUUUGAACAGCACCACUCAGUCCAACAUUUCUGUGGAGAGCAGCACUUCCAUUCCCACCUCUGGCUCCAGUGGAGUCACCACCAACGGGGCAGGGACUGGGCUCACUUUGCUUGGUUCCAGCCCGGCUCACAGCUCUCUGAGUGGGAGUAUUUUGAGUCUGGUUUCUGGGCAAAGCAUAGCCCCUGGUGCUUCUCAGGUGCCCCCAAGUUCUGUCAGCUCUUCUGCUGUAGUUGGCAUGAUGGGAGGCAAUGGAGGGAAUGUUGGUGUGGUUGGAGGAGUAGGGGUGAAUGCUGCACCUGCUAGACCUCCAAGUGGACUGAAGCAGAAUGGAAGCACAAGUUACAGUGCUGUAGUGGCAGAGAGCUCCACAGAUUCAGCUCUAAGCACACCGAGCCAGUCACAAAGCAGCCAACCCUCAUCUCUCAGUUCUUCAGCUAGUCAGCCGAUGGACAAUGGUCCCAGUUUAAUCAGUUCCAACACCCUGUCUCCCAGCUCUCCAUCGCCCUCGUUUUCAGACAGCACACAUGGAGGAGUGAGUCUUUUCAAUGGGCCCCACUCCUACACACAGGCAUCUGAGGGCCUCAAGCCCCCUGAGCUCAGUUCUUUGAAGGCGAUAGCUGAGAGAGCAGCACUGGGAUCAGGCCUGGAUGGAGAGAUACCCAACCUGCACCUAACAGACAGAGGUCGGAAUGAUAUUUUCUCUAGUUCGUCUGCCGCACCCGGCACGCCUGCUGCUCCUCAGCCAUCCAUAUCAGAGGUCAGCAUCCCCCCCUCGCUUGGGGUCUGUCCACUGGGCCCCACCCCUCUCCCCAAAGACCAGCUCUACCAGCAGGCCAUGCAGGAGUCUGCAUGGACACACAUGCCACAUCCCUCUGACUCUGAGAGAAUCAGGCAAUACCUGAUGAGGAACCCAUGUCCCACCUUGCCUUUCCAUCAUCAGGUCCCACCACACCACUCAGAUUCCAUAGAGUUCUACCAGAGACUGUCCACAGAAACUCUCUUUUUCAUCUUCUACUACCUGGAGGGCACCAAAGCUCAGUAUCUGUCUGCCAAGGCUCUAAAGAAACAGUCAUGGCGGUUUCACACCAAGUACAUGAUGUGGUUUCAGAGGCACGAGGAGCCUAAGACUAUCACUGAUGAGUUUGAACAGGGCACUUACAUUUACUUUGACUAUGAGAAAUGGGGCCAGAGGAAGAAGGAGGGGUUCACCUUUGAGUACAGGUACCUCGAAGACCGAGACCUGCAGUGACGGCAGGAGGUACGCGAAAAGAUGGGGACAGACAAAAACGUGCUGCUGUUGACAUUCCGAGACUGAACUCCAAACUGUGGAUAGAGAUUGUGAUGUGUAUUAGAAACCCUCUCCUGAAAUGGA
This is a messenger RNA of Monopterus albus (swamp eel), 3033 nucleotides long. RefSeq names its product CCR4-NOT transcription complex, subunit 3a (gene cnot3a). The record is from RefSeq and is a predicted model, not a curated record. Gene Ontology annotation, cellular component: nucleus; CCR4-NOT core complex. Gene Ontology annotation, biological process: regulation of DNA-templated transcription. Lineage: Eukaryota; Metazoa; Chordata; Actinopteri; Synbranchiformes; Synbranchidae. Bases 193 to 2910 code for a protein of 905 amino acids. The transcript has 18 exons.